AUGAAUUAUUAUAAUAAAAAAAUAGCUGUAAAAAAUGAUGAACAUACAUCUCUACCACAAAUAUAUAAUCACAGAUCAUUAAGUUUAAAUAAAGAGAUUAUAAGCUCCAAGGAUGUCAAUCAUAAAAAGUACUUUUCCUUCGUACAUUUAAAUUAAAAAUCUUAAGAUAGAUAUUAAUAGAAACCUUAGCAUAUGAGAAAUAUGUAAAGAAAAAACUAAAUGCUGAAAUUGCAGUUAAAAAGGGUAUCUAAAUAAAUAAAGAAGGUUUCACCACCUCGUUUGUAGUAUGAAACUUUAGAAGAGAUAUACUUUAUUAGAUAUAAAAAAAUGACAUGA
Messenger RNA from Paramecium tetraurelia, 336 nucleotides. RefSeq lists its product as uncharacterized. NCBI's taxonomy places the organism in Eukaryota, Ciliophora, Oligohymenophorea, Peniculida, Parameciidae. The transcript has a single exon. The record is from RefSeq and is a predicted model, not a curated record.